Molecule: messenger RNA, 3882 nt
Organism: Fopius arisanus
Lineage: Eukaryota; Metazoa; Arthropoda; Insecta; Hymenoptera; Braconidae
Gene: Rab9
Product: RAS oncogene family member Rab9
Exons: 2
Coding region: 527-1213 (228 amino acids)
Biological process (GO): retrograde transport, endosome to Golgi
Cellular component (GO): late endosome; lysosome; phagocytic vesicle
Molecular function (GO): GTP binding; GTPase activity
Source: RefSeq, a predicted model, not a curated record
UACAGCCUAGAUCCAACAUAUUUCUCUCUGAACUAGUGGCAGGCGUGCUAGAGUGUCAGGACACGGGCGUUGCUUCGUCCUCGUUUUAUUGUUCUGUUAUGUUCUGUUCCUCGGGAUGUUUGAUACUUCAGUGAUGUGUCGAAACUGUAUCUCCAGUGAAAACACGACAAAUAUCACCAGAUCAAUCGCCAAAGGGUUGGAAAGAGAGCUCUGAGGAUCUGAUGUUUCAUCCUCACACCGAUAAAGUUCUUGAACUCAGGUGUGAACGUUGAAAUAAUUUCGAGGAUUUUCUUUUGUUUACCAGUGGUUAUCAGUCAUUGUUGUGGGCCAUGGGGGGAUGUGGGGUGAACAGUGCGUGACAAUGACUCAGGGACUGGCCUGAGAUUAAUCCGGAAGAGACAAAGAGAUUAAUUAGGAAUUUAUUGAUGUAUUCACGUGUGAGAAUAACAAGAAAAAUCAUAAUCUGAGGAAAAUUUAUCGAGGUGCCAGGGGAUUGAGGAUUUUCUUGAAUUUGAUCCGGAGAAAAAUGAGUAAUUCAGUGGCAGCUGCUCCUAGGACCUCCAUAGCCUCCAAUCGAAAUUCCCACAGGUCAACUCUUCUUAAAGUUGUUAUCCUGGGGGACGGUGGUGUUGGCAAAUCAUGUCUCAUGAAUAGAUUCGUUUCUAAUCACUUCGAUGAACAUAGUUUUCACACUAUUGGGGUGGAAUUUUUGAAUAAAGAUAUCGAAAUCAAUGGUGAGGCCUACACUCUUCAAAUCUGGGAUACUGCUGGUCAGGAAAGGUUCAAGACACUCAGAACACCAUUCUACAGGGGCUCGGAUAUCUGUCUGUUGACUUAUGCCGUUGACGACAGAACGAGCUUCAAAAAUCUCGCACUUUGGAGAAGUGAAUUUCUUUAUUACGCUGAUGUACAGGAUGGGGCACUUUUUCCGUUUAUCGUCGUUGGGAAUAAAGUCGAUGUACCAGACCUGGAGAAACAAAUAUCCACCGAGGAAGCUCGCGCCUGGUGCGCGGAGAAUGGAAAUUCUCCGUUGGUGGAGACAUCAGCGAAAAAUGCAACUAAUGUAGAGGAAGCGUUUGGGGCUGCUGUUACUGCUUGGGCUAAACUUGAGGCUAAAUUAGAACGCCCUUUUGUCGAAGACACUGUCGAUUUGUCCAAGCAGCAGUCGCCCCAUCGCUCCAGCUGCUGCAUGCCCAUGACUAGUGCCGAGUAGGUUCUAUCAAUCAAGCAUUCGAAAUUAGGUGUUCUUUAUUAUUUGGAUGCGGGAAAUUGAAUUAUCCUCGUGAUUUUAACCAAAGGAAAUUUAAUUUUCUUGAUAGAAAGGUUUCGGGUUCAAUUCAUGGAAAUUUUGUCCAUUUAUUGCGUUGGGAUCACGUGAUAUAGCAGCAAAGGGGUGAAGGGCAAUAAGUCGAUAGUUUCGUAACUUGAUUUUCGAGAGAUAUCUCUAGAUCUGAAGGAGAUAACAACUUUUUUGGUAGGAGCUUUUUUGGAGAGGGGGAUUAGGGCUAUGAGAAAGGUUCUGCGGACGAUUUUGAUAUCUGUUUUAUAUUCGGAGAUAUUUGUCGAGAACGUAUCUAUUGUCGAAAUCGGCUUUUUAUUUUUUACCUGUUCGCUAAUGAAUUAAUUACUUGGAGGUCAAGUGGAGACAGAAGGACGUUUGACCACUCCAUUCCUGAAUUAAAUGAAAUGUUAGGGCAUCGCAAUUGACCGCAGCUUUUGUUUUUUAGGUGUUAUAACAAAAUAAUAUGAAUGGAAUUGUGAACCAGGCAUAGACUGCCUGCAGCACAAAGCUAUAAAUAAAUAUAUAUUUGUAAUGGUAUUUGUAAUGGUAUGAGAGAAGUAAACAAAUUAUGAUAAGAAUAAAUCAGCACUCAAUACGGUAUCACGUGCCACAAUUCAAUAAGUUAGAUGGAUUUAGUAGGGAAGAGGUGAACAGUAGUAAAUUUAUUUGUUUAUCAGGAAUAUCUCAGAAUGUAAGAAAAAUAGUGAAAUUUUUCUUAAGACCUUUUUUGGAGAAUGACGUGAGAGCUACAAAAAAGUUAUCUAGAAAAUUUCAAUGUCUCUCUUAGAUGCGUCGGGAAAUCUCCUGAAACGAAUAAAAUUGUUAUUUUUUAUCCCUAAACUACUGAAUAAUUGAGGUAUAUUAUGAGUAAUCUUAUUACUCAAAGAAUUGUACAUAAUUACAAACGGAUGAUGGAACAAUAAGACACUUCAAUGCUUGAUCUCGAAUUCGUGUCCGUUAUUUAUCAUUUUGAUGAAUUUUAUUAAUUCAAGUUGAACGAAUUUUUAUUGAUCAUUUGAGGAGAAAUAUAUGACGAAACGCGAGAAAAAAAAAUGGAGGAAAGUCUGAACUGAAAUAACGAAUAAUCAUCGUCAUUGCAAAUCAUUAAAAUGGUCAUCAAUGGAACAAUUUAUUUAGCUUGUGGUGCGCUUGUUGAUAUGCGUUGAAUAAUCGCAGUAUUAGUAUUAAUAAAUAAUAAAAACAAUUGUUGAGUCAUUAUCUUGAGAUAAUGGCUCAAUUAAUAGUUGGAAUGCAGUAAAAAUCCAAGUGUAUUUAGCCUAAUAAUUUGUAUCUGCCUUAUAGUAGCUAACGAACUCGAAAAAUUACUGUUGAUUCAUGAAAAAAUUGAAAUUUUUGGGAAUUAAAUAACGAAAGUCAACGAAAGAAAUGUACAAUUCAGGAACUAAUAAUUCUCUCAACUAGUGCUUGUGAAAUUAAUUUUUGUAAUCGAAUUCGAGUGAUGUAAAUUAUAAUUUUCUAAUGAUUAAAUUAUUCAGAUAUUUGCAGAUGCGUGUGGCAAAAUUAAUAACGCUUUAAUGAAUCGAACGGUUAUUAUGAGUGAGAGACCAUAUCAGGAGUGAUUAAAUUAUCCGAAUAUUGAUUACUUAAUCGUUAAUCAUGCAGCAGUAGUUCAUUAAAUCCAUAAUUGUGCAAAAUUUAUCAUGAAAGAUAUUUUCGGAAUGAACAAUUGAGAACAAUGAAUUUCAAAGAAAAAUCCUCGAUGUCUUUUGAACGAGUGAAGAUAUUCGAACUUUGCUGCGCUCAUUUUGAAGAACAGAAAAAUAUCUUCAAAAUGACGCAAGAUUUUUCAAAUUUUACUUUGCUAAUCAUGAGAUAUCGACGAUUGAGGGAGAACUUUUUGAAAAAAAUCACCAGUUUUUUUAUGAAUGUAUUCAAUGGUCUAUAUUUUUAUCGAUCUCGAAGACAAUUUUUUACACGAAUGCAACCAAGGGCUACGUUAAUUACCUGCGCCUUAAAUGAAUUUUAUAUGAUCCGGGGAGAAUGUUAGGAAUAAAGUGAACACUCUGCUUCUUUGAAAAGAAAUGUAUUCAGUUUCAUAUCUACACUCGACAGUAAUACCCUUAUCUAAUUAAUUAAUUUUCAAUUUUAACCGAAAAUUCAUAAAAUUAAAUGAUCGUGAAAUUACCUAAUUCAAGAACUGUUCAGAAAAAUGAAAUUUCGAUUUCUAAAAAGAAGAUUUAGAUGUUUAAAGACUCAGUUCUUUACUUUAAAAUAUUAAUUCCUGAAACAUUCGUUAAUAGUAAAUAAAUUCAGUAAUUUAUCACCUUUUUGAAGAAAAUAGAUAAAUCUUUUUCUCGGUUUUUAAAACAAAGAAUACGUUUUCUGGAAUCCGAAAAUAAAUUUUCCAAUGACAGAAAUUUAAUUUUUCUAUGUAGCUUUCUCUCAGAUACCAGAAGUUCAUAUCAAAAUUCUAUAUUCACCUUUACAAUUCACAAUUCCUUGCAUAAACCUCAACAGUAUUUACAUUCAUUAAUUACUAAAAAUUUAAAUUUUAUAAGAUUCUGACCCUCAUAAAAUUAACCAUUAGUUCGAGCAAAGAAUAACAAAGACACUUCACUCCUCAAUUUUCAACUUAAAAA